Molecule: messenger RNA, 3367 nt
Organism: Plectropomus leopardus (leopard coralgrouper)
Lineage: Eukaryota; Metazoa; Chordata; Actinopteri; Perciformes; Serranidae
Gene: cyp7a1
Product: cytochrome P450, family 7, subfamily A, polypeptide 1
Biological process (GO): bile acid biosynthetic process; cholesterol homeostasis
Molecular function (GO): heme binding; oxidoreductase activity, acting on paired donors, with incorporation or reduction of molecular oxygen; steroid hydroxylase activity
Source: RefSeq, a predicted model, not a curated record
GCACAAUUUGCAGUGACAGGCAGUGUCACUUUGCAUUCAUUAUCUCCAGGCAGGAAAACUCUAGGUUCCUAAAAACACAUUCUUGUGUUGACUUUAAUGAAGCAGGCAGCAGUUAAUUUAUCACUGUUCCUGUGAGUGUGACCCGUGCGGAACAUUUUAGCAGUUAGUGAGCUUCCAGGGGUGCUGCAUCUUCCUCUCGUCAGCAUCAACAUCCACACCAUGAUAAUAAGCAUCGCUCUGAUCUGGGCAGUAGUGGUGGGAUUCUGCUGCCUGCUGUGGCUCGCUGUGGGGAUACGGCACAGGCAACCUGGUGAGCCUGCACUUGAGAAUGGCUUCAUCCCUUACCUGGGUUGUGCUCUGCAGUUCGGGUCCAACCCUCUUCAGUUCCUCCGCAGCAGACAGAAGAAGUACGGCCAUAUUUUCACCUGCAAGAUCGCAGGCCAAUACAUCCACUUCCUGUGUGACCCCUUCUCUUACCAUUCAGUCAUCAGACAGGGGAGACACCUGGAUUGGAGGAAGUUCCACUUUGCUACGUCUGUCAAGGCAUUUGGCCACGACAGUUUCGACCCUCGCCAUGGCCACACCACAGAGAACCUUCACCAAACCUUUCUGAAGACCCUGCAGGGUGAGGCUCUGCCCUCCCUGAUAGAGACCAUGAUGGGUCACCUUCAGGACAUCAUGCUGAGGUCAGGCACACUCAGCCCCAGCAAGGACCACUGGGAGGUGGAUGGAAUCUUUGCUUUCUGCUACAAGGUGAUGUUUGAGUCUGGCUACCUGACUCUGUUUGGUAAAGAUCUUGGUGAAGACAAGUGUCAGGCCCGGCAGGAGGCUGAGAAAGCCUUGGUGCUCAACGCUUUGGAGAACUUCAAAGAGUUUGACAAGAUCUUCCCAGCAUUGGUGGCUGGCCUGCCCAUCCAUGUCUUCAAGAGUGCCUACAGUGCCCGAGAGAACCUGGCAAAAACCAUGCAUGCUGAAAAGCUGUCCAAGAGGGAGAACGUGUCCGAUCUGAUCUCUAUGAGAAUGAUCCUGAAUGAUUCUUUAUCUACCUUCAAUGACUUGAGCAAGGCCAGGACCCACGUUGCUUUGCUUUGGGCUUCACAGGCUAACACCCUGCCUGCCACCUUCUGGAGUCUCUUUUACAUGAUCAGGAGUCCAGAUGCUAUGAAGGCAGCUCGUGCAGAAGUGCAGAAAAUUCUGAAGGAUUCAGGUUUGACAAUUGACCCCAGUGACCCCAAAUUGAACCUCACCAGGGACCAGCUGGACAACAUGCAUGUUCUAGACAGCAUCAUGAAAGAAGCCAUGCGUCUUUCCAGUGCUUCCAUGAACGUGCGUGUUGCCAAGGAGGACUUCCUGCUUCACCUUGACAACCAAGAAGCUUACCGUAUUAGGAAAGAUGAUGUCAUUGCCUUGUAUCCACCCAUGCUGCACUACGAUCCAGAAAUCUACGAGGAUCCCUAUGAGUACAAGUUUGACCGUUUCCUGGAUGAGAAGGGUCAGGAGAAGCUCACCUUCCACCGCAACGGUCGGCGACUGCGUUACUUCAACAUGCCCUUCGGCUCUGGGGUCACGAAAUGCCCCGGCAGAUUCUUUGCUGUGUACGAGAUCAAGCAGUUCCUCUUUCUGGUGCUGUGCUACUUUGACAUGGAACUAUUGGACCCUGCUAUCAGAGUCCCGCCUCUUGACCAAUCCCGUGCUGGUCUGGGAAUCCUCCAGCCUACCUAUGAUGUAGAUUUCAAGUACAAGCUGAGAUCGAAUCACUAGGCUCUUUGUCAGGCAGAGAGAUUGAAUUACACAUUGUAUAUAGUGUAUAUUUAACAGCGUCAGUGAAGUGCUGCUUAUGUAAAUAGACUGAAUUAUGUAUUUUUGUUUCUUUGAUUUGCUGCUAAAGAACAAGUAUUCUGCACUUAUGGGUGGAGCCCCUAAAAAUUAUAUAUAUAUAUAUAUAUAUAUAUAUAUAUAAAAGUAUAUCAGGUAUUAUUGUCUCAGUUGGACCAUGACCAGUAGCAUUUUCAAUACAUGUGGACAGACAGAGUUGAGCCACAAAAAUGUAUUAAAUAAACUUUUUUUUUUUUGCAUGUCAGGCCCAUUUACCCAAAUCAAAAUUAAAUGUUUUUACCUUGCAGGCCGCCAUUGGUUUUAAUACAUUUCAGAAUGCCAACGGGGAGUCCUUAAAUCAAUCUGCAAUCACCCUUACGUACCAAAAACAAACAAGGAAAUGCACCAAAAAUAGUGCUCAAAAAUUAUUCAUCAUCAUCGAUCUGCUUAAAAGGCCAUCAGUAAGCAUGAAUUGGCUCAACAUGCAAAAAAAGAAGCUGCUCCUGUGUUACUGGAAGUUCACAUUUUAAACAAUUUUGAAAAUACUACCAAUUCAAUGCGUGUUAGCACUGACUAUUGCCAACAGUCAGCAGUGAAACCUGGUCUUUUGUCAUUCCAUGUAUUAACUUCAUAGCAUGCAGGAAGAUCUGUGUGAACACAUUCUGCUUUAUGCCCAUGUUUGGUACUUUGUCAUUUCACGUCAGCAUGUGCAGCAUGACCAAACUCUUGUUCAAUGAAAGCACUGUUGUAAUCAGUAUCAUUUACUGACUUAACCUUGGAGUAUUAGAUAGAGCUUCCGCCAGCCUUGGAGUUUGCUCUGUCUGGCUGUCUGAAAUGCUGCUGUCAUUGAAGACGUGUCAGUGUCGUUGGCCAAUGCUUACCUUUAUAUGCCCUUGUCAUCUACCCUCUUAGUAUAAUUAUUGCAAGCCAUGCUGCAUAACAAGAAGAUAAGUAGUAGUUUGUUUAGUGAGCAUAGAGUACACCUACAAAGAGAUAGAGCAGAGCCACAGAAUCGGAAACCUAUAAGUUUGUAGUUAAGGUGCACUUAAAGAAUGAAGAAACGCUCAUUUGCACAAGUCAGUGUGAUAUUUCUGCUGCAUAGCCGGCGAUACAGUGUCUCUAAUGAAGGUGUUUGCUAACUCAACACGUGUCCAGUUUUCAAAGCGCACUCUUGACUUUUUCAUACUGUGAUUUACAUAAUCACUGCACAUGUUAGUAACCAGUAAUCAGCCCACAUCUGCACGGACUGAAUUUGCAUUUAUCAGGUUCAGCCAGUGCACUGAGAAGGAAUGUUCAGUUAUUGAAAGAACUGUUUUCACAUGAAAACCAAAUAACAUUUGUAAGCAUUUACCUGAAAUGAUACGUUAACGUGCUCUGCGAGCAGAGUAAACGUGAUGAACCUGGAAGCAAGGUUGCAAACACGCACAGCUGUUUUACUCUGAUUCCCUGACAAUCUGAAGGGUUUUUCCUGAACAAAAGUGCAACCCACGUGCAUGUGUCGAUGGGUGCACACUGUACAAACUGAUAAUAAAUCAAUACAUUUGUACACUUG